GGGGGGAGAAGGGGAGAACUGGUCCUGUCCAUGUGUCCGUCAGCACGGUGAGGGACUAUUUUGAGGUGAUGACUUCUUCACCCAAGCCCAGCUGAGAAGGGUCUGGCUUAGGCACCUGAACCACAUUCCUCCAGGAGAACCGUGGAUAGUGUGAAACGUUUGCAGAGACUGGUUGGAUUAGGUUGCAGUCCCUCCCUGGAUUCAGUUGGCUGAGAUUGUCGUGGUAGAGGAAGGUCACAGAGAAGCCCUUGUGCUCCAGGAUAUCAGCUGUGGAGCCCCUCGCCUGUCCUGCAGGCCUACACAAGUGACGGUGAAGGAGGAACAGGUCAAAGAUGGUGCCCCUUGGUAGGACGGCCAUUAAGCUGCUGGGGGCUGUGUUGCUCUUUGUGUCUCCAGGGUCCCUGGACCCAGGGGAGAACCGGAUCACGGGUGGCUACCCAUGUAAGUGGGGCUUACAGCCAUGGCAGGCCGCCUUGUUCAGAAUGAACCAGUUCUACUGUGGUGCCGUGCUCAUCUACCCACAGUGGUUGCUCACGGCAGCCCACUGCAAGCCCCGGAGCACGGAAAAGAAUUUCAGCAUCCGCGUGGGCAAGCAUGACCUCUUUGUGCUAGAGAAGACAGAGCAGAGCAGUGAGAUCAGUGACUUCAUCCCUCACCCGAAAUAUGACCCAAGGACCAAAGACAAUGACCUCAUGCUCCUCAGGAUCAAAAACCCCGUGAAGUUCAAUGACUACAUCCGGCCAGCUACCCUGACAUCUAUGUCCGUCCAGCCUGGCACCUCCUGCAUUGUGUCUGGAUGGGGCCUCACCAGGAGCAGCCCUACACCCACCUACCCCGAUGCCCUGCAGUGCGCCUGGCUCAAGGUCAUCCCCCAGCAGACCUGCCGGAGGGCAUAUCCAGACACCAUCACGGACAACAUGCUGUGCGCCGGUGUGGAGCAGGGCGGCACGGACACCUGCCAGGGUGACUCCGGGGGACCCUUGGUCUGCAGCGGGACCCUCCAAGGCAUCGUGUCCUGGGGGAUGGAGGCAUGCGGCCUGCCUGGGAAACCUGGCAUCUUCACGAGGGUCAGCCGUUACCUGCACUGGAUCAAAGAUGAAACGGACAAAUAUAAGUGACCACCUCCAAUAAAACCAAAACCAU
This is a messenger RNA of Alligator sinensis (Chinese alligator), 1143 nucleotides long. RefSeq names its product kallikrein-14-like. Gene Ontology annotation, molecular function: serine-type endopeptidase activity. The transcript has 6 exons. Bases 333 to 1118 code for a protein of 261 amino acids. The record is from RefSeq and is a predicted model, not a curated record. Gene Ontology annotation, biological process: proteolysis. Lineage: Eukaryota; Metazoa; Chordata; Crocodylia; Alligatoridae.